CACCCCACAAGAGAGAGAGAGAGCCAUCGCGAAACGGCGAAAGCACACGAGACGCGACGGCUACACGUUACCCUCCCCUCCCCUCGCCGCGACGCCCAACCCCUCACGCUUCCGCAUCUCCUCCCCCCGGCCCGCGACCGCCGGCUGCUCGAUCCCCCCCUGCCUGCCUCGGGAGGGGGGCGGUUGGGAUUGGCGGAUGGUGGCGAACCAGGAGGGGGCGGUGGAAGAACCGGCGCCCGCGGCGGGGGCGGUUGACCCGAUGCGGCUGGCGUCGCGGUGGCGGUCGCCGGCGGAGUGGGAGGCCGCGGCGGCCGAGCUGGAGGCGGAGCCCGCGCCGUCCGAGCUCAACACCACCAACAGCUCGGGCCUCUUCGCCGUCGUGUCCACCGACCGGAUGUCCGUCAGGUACCUCGGCGUCAACCAGCACGGCCACGACGUCGGCGUCGUGCAGGCCAACCGCCCCGCCCCCACGCGCCGCGCCGUCUACUACUUCGAGAUGGGCGUCAAGAACGCCGGGCAGAAGGGACAGACCUCCAUCGGCUUCACCACCGAGAAUUUCAAGAUGCGCCGCCAACCUGGCUGGGAGUCUAACAGCUUGGGAUAUCAUGGCGACGAUGGCCUUCUUUACCGUGGGGGGAAAAGUGAGUCAUUUGGUCCCAAAUUCACUUCUGGUGAUACAGUUGGUGCCGGCAUCAACUAUUUUUCACAAGAAUUGUUCUUCACAAAAAAUGGAUCUUUGGUUGGAUCUGUUCAAAAAGAAAUUAAAGGCCCACUAUAUCCUACCAUUGCAGUUCAUAGUCAGGAUGAAGAGGCGACAGUAAACUUUGGAAAAGAACCGUUCUGUUUUGACAUCGAGGGUUAUAUUUUUAAAGAGAAAAUGAAGCAACAAUCUGUCAGUGACAAAUUGUUCUUGCAAACGGACAUCAGUCAUUGGAUUGUUCGUUCAUAUCUCCUACAUUACGGCUACCAAGAUACUUUAAAUUCUUUUGAUAUGGCAAGUGAAACUGAUCCUCCAUCCAAUCAUCAAAAUGGUUAUGGGGAACCUCCAGAAAUGUAUGGUCUUAGCCACAGAAAAUUGCUGCGUCAGCUUAUCAUGAAUGGAGAUAUUGAUUCUGCAUUCAAAAGGCUUGGAGAAUGGUAUCCACAGGUGAUAAAGGAUGAAACGUCAGUUAUUUGCUUCUUACUCCAUUCUCAAAGAUUCAUUGAAUUUAUCAGGGCUGGACAGCUGGAGGACGCUGUAAAAUAUGCUCGUUCUAACCUGGCCAACUUCUUGACGCACAAAGCUUUUGAUGGGUUGCUAAAGGAGAGCGUCACCCUGCUUGCAUAUGAGAAGCCUGCUGAAUCGUGCAUCGGAUAUCUGCUAGACUCUCCACAGCGGGAAUUUGUUGCUGAUGCAGUGAAUGCAGCUGUCCUGUCAACUAACCCGAGCAUGAAGGACCCUGAGAGUUGCCUUUAUUCAUGUCUUGAGAAGCUACUGAGACAGCUCACAGUAUGCAGCUUCGAGCGACGCGCUUUCAACGGUGACCAAGGGGAUGCAUUCUUACUACAUAAAGAAGUGCAAACCUGUGAUAGAUCCAGGUGUUCCUAGGCAUCAAACUAUUCAAGUUGCACCUUAAUCUGAGUGGUGAACUCAGAGACGAGACUCUGACGCUCUUCGAAGGAAAGGAGUUCACCUCGGAGUGGAGAAGUAGACCGUGAGCCGUGAUCAAACACAAAGUACUUGAUUUUAAGCUCCGGAUAUACUCUCCACGAGGUGAAUGCCGAACUGCGCCAUGUGACUGUCGCCGAGACAUUUGGCAGGCAGCAGCUCCUUUCCUUCCCUGUAAUCUGAAAACUUACAUCCACACAUGGCCUGGACAUGUCCUUUUCCUCCAUAACAUUGGAAGCUUUGUGCUGGUAGACAUUCUGAAUGUGAAGUGAAAAAGAAAAAAAACAAUAAGAUGUGUAAAUGAAACUGAAAUGCCCUUAACCUUGUGGAUUCUUUCUGAUUCAAGGAUACGUUCAUUUGCAAUC
This is a messenger RNA of Oryza brachyantha (malo sina), 2013 nucleotides long. Its product is annotated as ran-binding protein M homolog. Gene Ontology annotation, biological process: cytoskeleton organization; cell surface receptor signaling pathway. Gene Ontology annotation, cellular component: cytoplasm. Lineage: Eukaryota; Viridiplantae; Streptophyta; Magnoliopsida; Poales; Poaceae. The transcript is spliced from 11 exons. The record is from RefSeq and is a predicted model, not a curated record. Gene Ontology annotation, molecular function: protein binding. The coding region runs from base 197 to 1588 and encodes 463 amino acids.